Molecule: messenger RNA, 407 nt
Organism: Manduca sexta (tobacco hornworm)
Lineage: Eukaryota; Metazoa; Arthropoda; Insecta; Lepidoptera; Sphingidae
Product: thioredoxin-dependent peroxide reductase, mitochondrial-like
Exons: 5
Coding region: 126-407 (93 amino acids)
Biological process (GO): cellular response to stress; response to oxidative stress; hydrogen peroxide catabolic process
Cellular component (GO): mitochondrion; cytosol
Molecular function (GO): thioredoxin peroxidase activity
Source: RefSeq, a predicted model, not a curated record
CAGCAGUCAGCAGUCAUAAUAUAUAUCCAAAAAAAUCUGUCUCUACAUCUCGUUGUUGAAAAAGGAAGAAUUAAAAAUAUUGUUGUGUUACUGCAUCCAUUAAUAUUUUCCAGUUAAAAUCCAAAAUGUCCUUAUUCGUAAAACAGUUGGCUCGUAGGGUCAUCAGCCCUGCACUAACGACCGCUAAGAAAGUAAAUUUUUCCACAACCAGUGCAGUUUUUGCUCCGAGGGUACAAAAGCCAGCUCCAGAUUUCUGUGCCACGGCAGUUGUAAACGGUGAAUUCAAUCAGUUGAAAUUAGCAGAUUUUUCUGGAAAAUAUGUGGUUCUGUUCUUCUACCCAUUGGACUUCACAUUUGUCUGUCGCGCUUAUCAUGUGUUGAGUCAGAUUUUUGCUUCUAAACUGUGA